Messenger RNA from Sclerotinia trifoliorum, 2847 nucleotides. NCBI's taxonomy places the organism in Eukaryota, Fungi, Ascomycota, Leotiomycetes, Helotiales, Sclerotiniaceae. The record is from the annotation of a GenBank genome assembly.
AUGUACGCGACUUGAGUAUGAGACGCGCAAAGUGGAAAAUAAUAUUCAUGUAAAUUCAACAUUUGAGAAUCCUUUCACAUAAUGGAUUCAAUUCAUGAAGUUUAUCCUGAUGCUGCGACUGGAGAUACUACUUCUCAACCUUUAAAGGGCAUAAUUGUUUGUUGUACUAAUGUGUCGGAUGAAAAGCGUGUAAGUUUUAUCUAUUUUAUCAAUGUUCAUGAAUGAGUAUCGAAUAACCAUGAUCUACAUUGACUUGCAUGAUUUUGCGACUUACGCCUGCGCAUCAUUCAAUUUGAGCCCCAUCGCUGACAUGGACAAAUUUAUAGGCAGAAUUAAAUGCCCAGGCAAAGCAAAUGGGUGCCAGUGUUCAAGCUGAUCUCGGAGUCGAAGUUACCCACCUUGUCGUUGGACAUUGGGAUAGUCCAAAAUAUCAUCAUGUUGCCCGAUUUCGGCCAGAUAUUCGACCGAUGACUAUGGAUUGGAUUGCGACGGUUCGGAACCUUUGGAUAAACGACCAAGAUAUAGAUAUGGAUUUAUUGGAACGACAACAUAUGUUACAUACACUUACUUCCCUCAGAAUUAGCUUGACCGGGUGCGAUGACAUGGCCGAGAGACAGGAUAUUGCGGAGAAGAUUAAAGCAAAUGGGGGAGAAUAUGAUGGGAAUUUAACCAAGCAAAUUACACAUUUAAUAUCAUAUCGAACGGAGGGCAACAAAUACAAGGCAGCAAAAAGCUGGGGCUUACGGAUAGUUUCUGCUGAGUGGUUAUUGGAUACUUUGGAAAGAGGGAUGAUUUUGGAUGAGAAAUACUAUGAUCCUUCUUUACCGAUAGAAGAAAGGGGAAAAGGUUCUUGGGACAAAAAUAGGCCGAGGAUAAAUUCAUCGAAAAAGAGGGCCAGAGAACAAACUCGAUCUGGUGUCGAAGAGGGCAAGAGGAAAUUACGCAGGACUGCGAGUACAAAAUUGAACACCCAGAGUCAAAGUAUAUGGGGAGAUAUUGUUGGUAGUGGUAAUAAGAUUCAGGUGUCGAGAGGCGGGAUUUGGGAUACCAGUGACAGCUUUGCGCCAGCAGAAAAAGAACUAUCCGAGAAAAGCAAAGAGGUGACACCACCGAAAGCUAAAACCCUUGACCUUGUUCAAGAACCGGACCAACCAGUUGGUGGCAUAUUUUAUGAGUGUCGAUUUUGGAUUCACGGGUUUUCUGCUAAGCAUACACAAAUACUGGGAAAUCAUCUAGUUGCACAUGAUGGUAAAGUGCUUCAGAAUGAGUCUGACCUAAGUGCUCCAAACGCAAGGAAACGGACUUAUGUGAUCGUUCCAUUUCAUCUCCCAACCUCAAAAUAUCCCAAUUUAAGUUCAGAGGUUGAGAUAAUUACGGACUGGUGGGUCGAACGAUGUUUGCAACUGAAAAAAUACCUUGAACCUGAACAACACGUUCUAGGAAGACCGUUUCCUAAGUUUCCUAUAGAAGGUUUUAGUGAUCUGAAAAUCUCAUCCGCAGCAUUCACCGGCAUUGAUAUUCUUCACGUAAAGAGAACCACCGAAUUACUCGGGGGUACAUAUAGUGAAGACAUGACUCCACAAUCCUCAGUUCUCGUUACAAAAUCUAUAGUAAAUCUUCGGAAAGACAAGCUAGAGCACGCUCAAGAAUGGAAAAUUCCGAUUGUUACGGCCGACUGGCUUUGGGAUUGUAUCAAGUCAGGAACCAAGUUACCAUUCGCAAAAUACAGAUACAGAGCCAAGAAACAACCAGCUUCGGCACCUAUCUCGAAAAAGGAAUCAAUACCAACACACGUUAGCAACCCGGAACGAACAAGUCACGAAGACACAGGAUCAAAAUCUAGAUCAAGUACACUCCCCUCACGGUCUUCAUCUAAGCCAAUCCGCAUUGCUCCUCUAGAUGAGAGCGCAUUUGCACCAUUAGAAUCAAAUUCUACCCCAAUAAAAGACGAACAAGAUUCAGUACCACUCCCUAUUCACCUUGAACCCGAAUCAUCAGAACUUACGCCUCCACCUCCUUCGAAGCCAGAACCUCUUUCUGAAAUUCCUCUCAAUUCACACUCCGCAAACCCUACCCCUACAACUGACCUUCAUCUCUCUACUACCUCGGAAAUCCCCGAACAAAAAUCCAUAGACAUCAGCUCCCUCCUAGCGAAAACGAAGCGCCCUUCCUGUUCUUCAGUUUCUAUCUCAAAUGCCAAAGCUAUUACCAACGACCAGAAUUCUAAUCGACCUCGCCAACCACGCGGUAAAGCAAUUAUUGGACGUGCCCUAUCCAACGUCUCCACCGCUUCCCUAGCCUCAUCUGUAGAUUCCACUGCUACCAGUGGCCCUGCAGUAAUCUACCCUCGUCCGCAAGAAUCUUAUGGAAAUCAUGGAAGUCAAGACGAAAUAAACGAAUUCAUGAAUCUUCAAGGUGACCGCGAGAAAUUUGCAAAGGAAUUUCCUCCAGCAACACAACUAGGAUAUAGCGAUAAAGAAGGCGAGGAGCAUAGAAUGAUGGUACAAGGAAUCAUGGAGGGUAAGGAAAAGGAGACGAUUGAAAAGGAAAUGAGUGUGGUGAGAGAAAAAGAGAGAGCGAAAAAGGGAUUGGGAAGGAAGGGGACUGUUGGAGAUUUCUCGAAUAGUGAAGUAGUUGCAGGGAAAGGAGGAGGAUCGACAAGGACGAGUGGAAGAACUAGGAGGGGUGGGUAGGAUGAUGAUGAUGAUGGGGUAAAUGUACUUGAGUGAGAACUUGGUUGGUUGUCAUGAAGGGGGAGGAGGGGUGCGAAAUGGGAAAUGGGAAAUGAAAUGAAAUGAAUGAUUGGUUUAUAAGUAAUAGGAUAAAUUUGGAGUUUGGGGUUGGGAG